UCAUUUAUUUACUCACAAAAACGUGAAAAGGGUUAGUUGCAAAGCUACUGUAUCAACUGUUACCAAAAGGAAAGUAAUUAAAUAUUUAUAAAUAAUUAUGAUUACGCACUGUUAUGAAACAUUGAUGACAUGACAGCCCUGAGUCGCAGCAGUGAAUCUGACCAAUGAGAGUGGAGAGUCUGAGUGCUCGCUCCGCCCCCUCGCAGCAUCAGCAGCCCAGCCCCUGUUGACGUCCUGCACUCAGCUGUGCGGUAAACAGCGGCGGCGAGCGGCUGCGGACUGAUGCCGACCCCAUCGCGGGUACGGACGGACAGCAUCAGGAGGCGACAUGCCCGCUCCUGCUCAUCUCCCGCUCCUUAAUAAACCCUCUGCCGACACCGUCAUAAACCCUCCAGAACCUGCGGCCUCCCCUGUUCGACCCACACCGGACCGAUGGACGGAUAGAGGAGAGCGAGGAUGUACUGGCGCGUCGGGUUCGCCUGGAGCCGCUCCUGCGUGCUUGAUCUGGGCUGGAACAAGAGCUUCUCCCUCGGCUCGUGCGGCUCCGAGGAGCAUCUCUCGUUGUAUGGGUACAUCAUCGCCUACCCGCUGCAAGAGUACGUAGGGAUCAUGUCAGCAUUAGCAUCCGACGCCUGGUGGAGGAAAACGCUCUACAUCACCGGGGGCGCGCUGCUCGCCGCCGCUGCCUAUCUACUACACGAGCUGCUCAUUAUCAGAAAGGAACAGGAGUUGGACUCUAAAGAUGCCAUCAUUCUGCAUCAGUUUGCCCGGCCCAAAACUGGAGUCCCUAGCCUGUCCCCCUUCUGCCUGAAGAUAGAAACGUACCUGAGGAUGGCAGACCUGCCCUACCAGAACUAUUUUGAUGGGAAGUUGUCCCCUCAAGGGAAGAUGCCUUGGAUUGCUUAUAAUCAGAAGCAGGUGUGUGGGACAGAGUUCAUCAUCGACUUCCUGGAGGAGAAGCUUGGUGUGAACCUCAACUCCAGCCUGAGUCCUCAGGAGAAAGCCAUCUCACGUGCUAUCACCAAAAUGGUGGAGGAACAUUUUUACUGGACGAUAGCUUACUGUCAGUGGGUUGACAACGUGGAGGAGACGCAGAAGAUGUUAGCCACAAACGGGCCGCUGAGUGAUGUGCUGAGGUGGAUUCUGAGUCAGGUGAACGGCGGCAUCGUAAAAAGAGAAAUGUAUGGGCACGGGAUCGGACGCUUUUCGAAAGAGGAGGUUUAUAGCCUGAUGGAGAAAGACAUGCGCACACUCGCCACACUCCUCGGCAAUAAAAAGUACCUAAUGGGCCCCAAGUUUUCCACCGUAGAUGCUGCUGUUUUUGGUCAUCUCGCUCAGGCCAUGUGGACUCUCCCUGGAACACGUCCAGAACAGCUAAUCAAAGGCGAGUUUAUCAACCUGGCCAUGUACUGCGAGAGAAUCCGCCGGAGAUUCUGGCCGGAGUGGUUUGUGGAUGCCGAUGAUCUUUACUACGAUGGACUGAGCGAGGAGCCGGAUUCUCCUUCCCAACUUCCAGAUUUGGGUCUGUACUCUAAUAGUGACGGCUUUCAGGAACAAGAAAGCACUCUGUCACACAACGACAGGCAGACUCCAGACAGCGACAUCACUGGACGCUCCCUGUUUGAUUCUGAUAUGGACACCGAAUGCUCGGAAAUGGAGCAGCUGAAGUGUUAACCACACCCCCCUUUAUGAUGCAUCUGCACGGACCCCGCCCCUUUGUUCUCCCUCAAGCCCCUUAGAAGUGGAAGGGGUGGUCAAAUGAAGAUGUUGCCGUGGUUUCCCCAGACUCUAAGCGAGAGAUGGCAAUAAAGCAGAGAGUGAAAGUAUUGAAAGAGAGGAUUUUCUUAAACAAUCACAAGAAAACGAAAGUGGUAUCCAGGCCGGAGAGAAUCUCAAUUAAAAGGAAGCACAGAAAUUGAAAAAAUUAUCAAACAGAAAACUAAAAAAGAGAGAAUGAAAAGGAGUAAAUGACGCCUCGGCUGAAUCACUCCUCCCACAGUGUGACUCAAAAUCAGCUGAAUUACAUCAAUUACAUAUGUUUGUAGCUAAACAAUGAGUGUGUUUACAUGCACAAUCCUACAUAGAUUAUGCUUUAAUAAGUCAACGAUGUGUAAACAGUUUUCCUGUAUUGGGGAAAGGUCAUGAACGGUUUAAGCGAGAAGCGAUCGGCAUCUGUAGAUUUUUGCCCUUUACCCCAAAUUCGCAAGAAGGAAGGAGCUGCAGGCCAUGAUCCAAAAAGGGGCACAAGCUCCAAACCGCCAGCAAAUAUUUUAGAGAGCCACUAACCUAACCCUUUUCCUAACCCUAACCCAACCUGUCCCAACCCCCUUCUGGAGUAACCCCGCCCUCUUUUGGAGAUUCCUUCCCCAUUUGUAGAUAUCCAGGUCGCAGCUAUAUCUACUUGGAUUUGGCAUUGCAUGUAAACCCCUUUACUAGCAUAUCCAACGUGCGCAAGAGAUUUACCCGAUGAUUUCAAAUCUCAUGUAAACACAUUCAGUUCUCAUUGUUCUGAGGUCCUAAUCAGACAAACAUACAAAACUUUAAAAAACGCAAUUGUGCAGUUUGGAUUUUCAAUCUGUUUUUAAUGCAGCCACACAGCCCCAUUACAGACAUUUUUAUGUGUGUGUGCAGCUGAAUGUAUAUGUAAAAGAAUAUCACUUGUGUUUGUCAAACAGCAAACACUUGAGAUGCAAGAGCGCCCCCCUCUGCAUAGCUACAGUACAUUCAACAACAUACAUUAUGACAAAGAACACUACACUAGAAUAGAUCAGAAUACCUUGAAAAUCAAACCUGCUUACAAAACUGUAGCUAUCACAGAGAGGAAGGGCAUAACACAAUACAGAGGGAGAGAUAGCUGGUGUGUGUGUGUGUGUGUAUGUCCAUCCAUCUGCUGCAUGAGUGAGUCACCCAGUCAUUGUCACACAUGAAUACACUGCAGGAAUGCUCUAGCAGGGAGUGAUCUGAUCUCCCAGGGGUUCAUACACAACAAAUGAUACACGCAAGAUGCAAGACUUCUGUUUUUUCUCUUCUGUAGUGAGAUAUAAUCAGUAUCUUGCUGUGCCAUGCACACACGCGUCCUGUCUUGAACAAGAAAUGCCCUUACAUUUUUUUUCAAUGUUGAAUGGAUUCAAGAUGGUGCAUACACAAAUCUCUUAUUAGAAAAAAGGAAAGUGUCUCACUAUUUUCACGUCCUUCAAGUUGUGCUGGUUUUGAUUCUAUAACAAAAUUUGCCAAGAUUAUUAAGGGAGGAAACAUUUGUAUACACAUUCUGGAUUUAUGGAUCUUGUGUACGUCAUUUCUACCUGAGGUGCUUUCUUUACAAAAUGCUCUGGCUUCAAUUUCUGCAUGCCAUUAAUUGAUACACGGUGCCAAAUAAGAGUCACCAUAGAGACAGACUUUUAAAAGUCAUACAAGUUGGUAGCCAUUCUGGGCGAAAUCUUAUCUUCAAUCGAUACACACUUUUCAAACUAUAUACAUUGUCAGUUGUUUGUGUUUUUUUAUGGUUUAGGACUGUGCCUAAUGCUAAAACGUAUUUUUGUAUUGAACUUUGGUUUUAGUUUUUUUUUAUUUUAUUUAUAAUUUGUGAUAUUUGAUUAGCCUAUAUAUCUCUUGAAAGUAUCUUCUUGACUUUUUAUGAGUUUUAUAUUUUUUCCUUAAUAUUUAUACUUGUUUUAAAUCAGGGUUUUAGUUACAAAGAGGAUUUGCUCUGAGAACUGUAUGUUUGAAUGCAGAAUCGUGAUAUGUUGUUUGCUUAGUUGUGCUAAAGUGAAUAAGACAUACCUGAAACAUUACAAGAACAUUAACAGUCUUCAAAAACACAAACCUUAUAAGCAAAUAGACAGUUGCUAAUGAAUUUCUAAUGGUUCCUUGUUGAAUUUCCCACUUUUGUUUAGGUUUCUAGUCAAACAAAUGUGUCCGCUUUAACAUUAAUACAAUGACGAUGUGAUACAUGAAGAUUUGCCUCUUAAGACAAAGGAUCCCACUCAUAUGCCUAAUGUAAUGGAGCUAUGGCAACCAAAAGACGGAGUUAUGUUAAAGUCAAAAUGAAAAUGAUGGAGAGACAAAGGAUCAAGUGCAAAUGUCAAUCUCUCAUGUGUUUUCUCACAGAUGUCAUGUGUGUGCUGAUUGUAGAGCCAUACUGUAGAAUCAAUGUUGUGUGUAUCAGACUCUGGUGGAUUUAAGGAUUUAUUAUGGACUGUACAAAAUAUUGAGGAGGGAGAGGUUGCGUACAUGAUCACUGUAACAUAAUGAACCAAAAUCAUCUGGCAAAUGUAGGUACUUGAAAUAUUUCAUGAAAUAUAGCUGUAAUAAUUUAA
Molecule: messenger RNA, 4316 nt
Organism: Myxocyprinus asiaticus (Chinese sucker)
Lineage: Eukaryota; Metazoa; Chordata; Actinopteri; Cypriniformes; Catostomidae
Product: failed axon connections homolog
Exons: 6
Coding region: 457-1674 (405 amino acids)
Cellular component (GO): cytoplasm
Source: RefSeq, a predicted model, not a curated record